AUGUACGCAAAAGAACGGGAUGGGGACACUCCACGAGUUGUCCAAGGUUCUACUAUAUCUCUUGUUAGUUCAUCUGCAGCUAAAGAAUUAAAUUUAGAAUUGAACUGCCUUGAACGACCCUUAGUCAUAGCAUCUCCAAUGGGAGGAUUUGUAGAAACUGCUCAUGCGAUAUUGGAUUGCCAUGCCUGGACGAUUACGGUAACGUUACUUAGGCAGUCACCCUUCACUAUACAAGGAAGGCGUCAAUUUGAGACCUAUGAAGGUCUACGGGCUCUAGAAGAGGCAGAAUCAGCAGAGAUCAUCAUUGACCAUAUACCGGUGGUGGGUGAGUUCCCAGAAGUGUUUCGAGACAUACUAGGAUUGCCACCAAGGACAGAGGUAGAUUUUACCAUUGACUUCCUACCCGGUACCACCCAGAUAUCCAUGACUUAA
Messenger RNA from Magnolia sinica, 432 nucleotides. RefSeq lists its product as uncharacterized. Lineage: Eukaryota; Viridiplantae; Streptophyta; Magnoliopsida; Magnoliales; Magnoliaceae. The transcript has 3 exons. Bases 1 to 432 code for a protein of 143 amino acids. The record is from RefSeq and is a predicted model, not a curated record.